CCGCAUUCAAACAGCGAGUAUGGUGCUGAUUACUACUCAAUCACGAUGGCAUCACCAAUUGGGAAUCUCAUCGCUCUUGCCCUUCUGGGCUUCACAGCUGCUGUUCCAACCCUCGAGAAACGAGCAUGCCCUUCCAUGAAGGCGGCAUAUACGCCCGUGAUGGGCUCUGGAUACACCGCUACCGUCAUCGCCAACGGCAUGAAAGCACCACGAGAGAUCAUCUUUGAUCCUCUCGGUAACUUGCUCGUUUUGGAUCAAGGAGGUUUAGGCGUGCGCUGGGUUCAGAUCACCGAUAAUGGUGGCCUUGAUGUCUGUGGUGCUACGGCGAAGACUAUCGUUUCCGACAGUACUUUGAACCACGGGAUGGAACUUACUGCAGAUGGCAAAACUCUUUUUACUUCUAGUAUCGCUAGUGUCUUUGCAUACGACUACAAUGCCGCCACUGGUGCAGCCACCAAUAAGCGUGCUGUUAUCACGGGCAUGACCAUCAACGGCCCGUAUCAUCUCACUCGCACGCUCUUCAUCCCGAAACAAAAUCCAGACCUUCUCCUUGUCCAGCGGGGUUCGAACGGGAACAUUGACAGCGCAACAGUCGAUGCUACAUCUGGAAGAUCUCAAGUGCGCAUCUUCAAGAUCGCAGACUUACUUGCUGGAAAAGCAGUGGACUAUUCCACGAACGGCGAUGUCCUUGGGUUUGGGCUCCGCAACAGCGUCGGAUGGGGACAACAUCCCACCACUGGGGAUAUCUGGUCUGUUGAAAACUCCGCGGAUGACAUCAAGAAGAACUCUGUCGACAUCCAUACUAACAAUCCCGCUGAAGAGCUCAACUACCAUGGGUCAAUCAAUAGCACUUCUAACUCCCUUCACGGCGCGAACUACGGCUACCCCAAUUGUUUUUCAGUCUGGGACCCCACCACGCUCUCCGGCACUAUCGGCAUGCAAACCUCCAUCGACCUCUCAGUCAAAAAGCUCAGCGACGCAGACUGCGCCAAAAUUCAAGCACCCAAGCUCGUCUUCCCUGCCCACACUGCACCGAUUGACAUCAAGUUCAAGAAAGAUGGCUCAGCAGCCUACAUCUCAUUUCACGGGUCGUGGGAUCGCAACCCACCUGACGGCUACCGUGUCAGCAAAGUGUUGUUCAAGAACGGCUUCCCGGUCGAGCCCAGCACGAGCACUAGCGCGGCCGUAAACAUCAUGUAUAAUGCCAACAAUGGAGCAUGCCCGAAUAGUUGCUUCAGACCCGCCGGGUUAGCUUGGGAUAGCAAGGACAGGUUGUUUAUGAGCAGUGACAGCACUGGGGAGAUUUUCAUUAUUGGAGGGACGUAA
Messenger RNA from Mollisia scopiformis, 1326 nucleotides. Its product is annotated as soluble quino protein glucose dehydrogenase. The transcript has 3 exons. The record is from RefSeq and is a predicted model, not a curated record. Lineage: Eukaryota; Fungi; Ascomycota; Leotiomycetes; Helotiales; Mollisiaceae. The coding region runs from base 46 to 1326 and encodes 426 amino acids.